Molecule: messenger RNA, 2916 nt
Organism: Danaus chrysippus (African queen)
Lineage: Eukaryota; Metazoa; Arthropoda; Insecta; Lepidoptera; Nymphalidae
Source: the annotation of a GenBank genome assembly
AUGACUUCGAACGAAGGAAGAGGACAAGCAAACUUGCAUCAGCAAGAUUUAUCUAAAUUAGACGUCACAAAACUCUCUGCUUUGUCUCCCGAAGUUAUAUCGAGACAGGCCACUAUCAACAUUGGUACUAUUGGUCAUGUAGCUCAUGGAAAGUCUACAGUGGUUAAAGCCAUUUCUGGAGUGCAAACUGUCCGAUUCAAGAAUGAAUUAGAAAGGAACAUUACUAUAAAAUUAGAGCGCCUGUCCGAUUCAGUUAUAAGAAUGUAUCGUGAACGAGCUGAUGAAAGGGAAGAAAGGAUAUUCUUUGAAAAAAUGAGGAAAAAUAAAAAAAGGUCAUUGCCACCCGAUCCAGAUGUAACUCCAGAAAAACCACCAAAAAAGAAACAAAAGAAAAAUAAACAAGAAAAUGAGGAAUUUAUUAUUGAAAGAAUAUUCGGGUUUAAAUUUCAAUCUGGUAAAGAAUUGUUUCAUAUAAAAUGGAAAGACUAUGAUGAGAGUGAAGCUACAUGGGAACCUGGGGAAAAUUUAAUUAAUUGCCCUGAAAUAUUAAAUGAAUUUUUGAGUGAGGAAGAAUUGAAGCAUGCUGAGGAGAUUGAAAAACUCAAAGAAGAAAUAUCUUUUGGUAAUCUACUGCAUGAGGAAAACCUUAUUCAAAGGUUGGAUGAAGUAGAUGAUUCAGAACUUACUAAAUUAAAAAAUGAUCUCAUAGUCAAACUUCUUACCAUGAUCUCUCUGAAACAGAGUGAUGAACAUCAUGCUUCUCAACUGGUUCAGGAAACCAGAAGCAUUUAUCAGUUAUAUGUAUUAACAAGGAAACGCUAUCAACAACUUAUGGCUCUGAAAAAUUGGGAAGAUUAUCUUAAUCAAGUGGAUAUAUGUAAGAAAUUAACUGUUGAAAAUGAUGUCGACUUAAUUGGUCCGCCUGAAAACUUUACAUAUAUCAAUCAUUCUAUUCCCGCUGCCGGUGUAACUAUUCCCGAUGAACCUCCUAUUGGGUGUGAAUGUGAAUCAUGUAAUUGUCGCUCAAAGUCGUGUUGUGGGAUGCAAGCUGGUUUAUUUCCUUACACAGUAAAGAGAAGACUUCGUGUAGCGCCCGGAACGCCAGUCUACGAAUGUAAUAAAGCCUGCAAAUGCUCGUCAGAUUGUAACAAUCGUGUCGUACAAAGGGGACGUAAUACUAAAUUAACUAUAUUUCGCACAUCAAACGGUUGCGGAUGGGGCGUUAGGACUGAACAGAAAAUCUAUCAAGGACAAUUUUUAUGCCAAUAUGUUGGGGAAGUCAUUACUUUCGAAGAGGCAGAGAAACGUGGACGCGAAUAUGACGCCAAUGGUUUAACUUAUCUAUUCGAUUUGGACUUUAACUCAGUAGAAAAUCCGUAUGUAGUGGACGCAUGUAACUUAGGAAAUGUAUCUCACUUUAUAAAUCACUCUUGUGAUCCUAAUUUGGGAGUGUGGGCUGUAUGGGCUGACUGUCUCGAUCCAAAUUUACCAAUGCUGGCUUUGUUUGCGACACGUGAUAUUGAAGCAGGGGAGGAGAUUUGUUUUGAUUAUUUACAAAAAUCAUUAGAAAGUGAGGAAGAAACGAAUACUUCUGAAGUCGUUGAAAGUGUUGAAGAAAGCGAUUUAACCUUACCCGAUGCUGCAGAAGCUAGUACUGCUAUUUCUCCCGUGUCGCCAGUUAAAACAAGAUUUGAAAUCCAACAACAGAAUAGAGCAAUGCUCAGAAAUCUCACUGAGUGCAAAUGUGGUUAUGCGAACGCGAAAAUCUACAAAUGUGACAACCCUAAAUGCCCUCGUCCGACGAGUUUUAUAUCAGGCGGUUCAUCCAAAGAUGACAGCUUCCCGUGUUUGAGACCAGCUUGUACUGGUCGCUUCCAACUGGUUCGCCACGUUAGCUUCGUCGACUGUCCCGGUCACGACAUUCUUAUGGCAACCAUGCUUAACGGCGCGGCAGUAAUGGACGCCGCUCUACUGCUUAUUGCUGGUAACGAGUCCUGCCCCCAGCCUCAAACCAGUGAGCACUUGGCCGCUAUAGAGAUUAUGAAACUGAAGCACAUACUUAUACUUCAGAAUAAAAUAGAUUUGGUAAAGGAAGGUCAAGCUAAGGAACAACACGAGCAGAUCGUUAAAUUCGUUCAAGGAACCGUCGCGGAAGGCGCACCGAUUAUACCGAUAUCGGCUCAGUUGAAAUAUAAUAUUGAGGUGUUAUGCGAGUACAUAACCAAAAAGAUACCUGUUCCGUUACGCGACUUUACUUCCCCACCCAGAAUGAUUGUGAUUCGGUCAUUCGAUGUGAACAAGCCGGGUUGUGAGGUUGACGAUUUACGUGGAGGGGUCGCUGGCGGCUCCAUACUACAGGGUGUGCUAACCGUCGGUAUGGAAAUUGAGGUUCGCCCGGGUCUAGUGAGUAAGGACGCGGACGGUAAGCUGACCUGUCGUCCGAUAUUUUCUCGCAUCGUGUCACUAUUCGCUGAACAGAACGAGUUACAAUACGCUGUCCCCGGAGGACUCAUUGGUGUUGGAACUAAGAUUGAGCCGACUUUGUGUCGAGCUGAUCGUCUUGUUGGACAGGUACUGGGUGCAGUGGGAGCCCUACCUGGUAUAUUUGUUAAGCUUGAAGUAUCAUACUAUCUUCUGAAACGUCUUCUCGGUGUACGUACGGAAGGCGACAAAAAGGCAGCCAAAGUACAGAAAUUGGCAAAGAAUGAGGCGCUAUUGGUUAACAUUGGAUCUCUCAGUACUGGUGGUAGAGUUAUCGCUACAAAGGCUGAUUUGGCGAAAAUAGCUCUUACGAGUCCCGUUUGCACCGAAAUUGGAGAAAAAGUUGCAUUGAGUAGAAGAGUUGAGAACCAUUGGAGGUUAAUUGGUUGGGGUCAGAUUCAAGGAGGGGAAACCAUUGAACCCGGAAAGAACUAA